This is a messenger RNA of Rhineura floridana, 948 nucleotides long. Its product is annotated as olfactory receptor 5F1-like. Gene Ontology annotation, molecular function: G protein-coupled receptor activity; odorant binding; olfactory receptor activity. The record is from RefSeq and is a predicted model, not a curated record. Gene Ontology annotation, cellular component: membrane. NCBI's taxonomy places the organism in Eukaryota, Metazoa, Chordata, Lepidosauria, Squamata, Rhineuridae. Gene Ontology annotation, biological process: sensory perception of smell; G protein-coupled receptor signaling pathway. The transcript has a single exon. The coding region runs from base 4 to 948 and encodes 314 amino acids.
GCAAUGUCUACAGAAAAUAGCACUGUCAUAUCUGAAUUUAUCUUCCUGGGAUUUGCAGAUGAACCAGAACUGAGGAUUCCCAUUUUCAUAUUGUUCCUGCUGAUCUAUGUUAUCACUGUGGUGGGCAACCUAGGGAUGAUUUUGCUGAUCAAAACGGACCCUCUGCUUCACACCCCCAUGUACUUUUUCCUCAGUAGUUGUGCUUUCCUAGAUUUUUGCUAUUCCUCCAAUAUCACCCCCAAAGCCUUGGAAAAUUUCCUGUCAGAGAGGAAAACCAUUUCCUUCAUGGGAUGCUUCAUCCAGAUGUAUUUCUUUGUUGCUCUGGCAAGCACAGAGUGCAUCCUUGUGGGGCUGAUGGCGUAUGACCGUUAUGUGGCUAUCUGCAACCCUUUGCUGUACACAUCAAUCAUGUUGCACACCCAAUGCAUCAAGAUGGCCAGCGGGGCUUUCACAGCUGGCUUCUUGAAUUCAAUUAUUCAUACCACUUUGGUAGGUACUUUGUCUUUCUGCCAGUCCAAUGAAAUCAACCAUUUCUUCUGUGAUAUUCCCCCACUCCUCAAGCUCUCGUGUUCUGAUACAUCUGUAACUGAAGCACUAGUUUUCAUAUGUGCUGGAAUCAAUAUGUUGGGCUCUCUCCUAAUAAUUCUGAGCUCUUACACGUACAUCCUUUCCGCAGUCCUGCAGAUGAAGUCGGCCAAAGGCCGCAAGAAAGUGUUCUCUAUGUGCAUCUCCCAGCUGAUAGCUGUGACUAUAUUUUAUGGAACAGGCCUAUUUAUAUAUUUGCAACCCAGUUCCAACUAUUCAGAGGAUCAAAAUAAAAUUAUGUCUCUGUUUUAUGCCUUUGUCAUCCCAAUGCUUAACCCCUUAAUCUACAGCCUGAGGAACAAGGAGGUGAAGGAUGCAGCGAAGAGAGUAAUGGAGAAAAGAACAUUUUCUCACUUACUGUAA